Messenger RNA from Sphenostylis stenocarpa, 1530 nucleotides. The record is from the annotation of a GenBank genome assembly. Lineage: Eukaryota; Viridiplantae; Streptophyta; Magnoliopsida; Fabales; Fabaceae.
AUGUGGUUACCAAAGCAUCAGUCAGAUAAGAAGGAUGGUGUGAAUGGAUUAGUAGCAGUGGCAAUUGAUAAAGAAAAAGGGAGCCAAAGUGCACUCAAAUGGGCCGUUGACAAUCUCCUGGUCAGAAGUUCAACUGUAAUCCUCAUCCAUGUCAAGCUUGUCGCACCUAUUCUAUCUCCAUCACCUUCUCUUUUCGCCCCUAGGAUAAGUGCUUUCCUGGGUGAUGAUGGUGCAAUGGGAGGCAAAGAAACCGAAAGCCAAAACAAAAACAUUUUCCUCCCAUAUCGUGUCUUCUGUACACGGAAAGAUAUACAAUGCAAGGACGUCCUACUGGAAGAUUCAGAUAUCUCCAGAGCUAUAAUUGAAUAUGUUUCUCAGACAGGAAUUGAGCAUCUGGUUCUUGGCUCUUCAACAAAAACUAGCUUGCUCAAACGAUUCAAGGUAUCAGAUAUUCCAGGAAUAAUUACAAAAGGGGCGCCGGAUUUCUGUACAGUCUAUGUUAUUACUAAAGGAAAGAUUCAAACAAUGCGAUCUGCUUCUCGUCCAGCGCCGGCCAUUAUACCUAAACUGAUCAGUCAAGGUAGUGUCAGGUCAGAGGUUUCAAACCCAAAUGCCCGAUCGGCUCAAAGCACAAAAGAACAAGAAACGCAGUCAUUUGAUACUGCAUCACAGUAUGAUGAAUCAUUCAGGUCACCAUUCACUAGGAAACGUUACAAUGGCAGACAAUAUGGGAACACUCCCAAGUCAGAUACGGACAUAUCCUUUGUAAGCUCUGGAAGGAAAAGCACAGAUACAGGAAUGUCAAAUCCUCGGCUAUCAUAUAGCUCAGACAUAGAUGGAAACUUCAGUUUUGAGUCAAUUCCUUAUGGAAGGAUGUCUAUGGAAAUGAGCACUCCUCCAGAAUUCCCAUCAUUCUCAUUUGAGAGUGACAAGCAAUCAUCUUCUACAUCACAAGUAGCGGAUGACAUGGAGGCUGAAAUGAGGAGAUUGAAGUUGGAGCUGAAGCAGACCAUGGAAAUGUAUAACACAGCUUGUAAAGAAGCACUCACAGCACAACAGAAGGCAGUGGAACUUCAGCGGUGGAAACAAGAGGAAGAGAGGAGAUUGGAAGAGGCAAGGCUGGCUGAGGAAGCAGCACUGGCAAUUGCAGAAAAGGAGAAAGCCAAGUCUAAAGCAGCCAUUGAGGCUGCUGAAGCACAAAAGAGGAUUGCAGAACUGGAAGCACAGAAGAGACUCAAUGCAGAAAUGAAAGCACUUCGAGAAUCAGAAGAGAAAAGAAAAGUGCUUGAUGCUUUGGUAAAUGUAGAUGUCAGAUAUAGAAAGUACAGUAUUGAGGAGAUUGAAGCCGCAACAAACUUUUUUUCAGAAUCGCUUAAAAUUGGAGAAGGGGGAUAUGGUCCAGUUUUUAAGUGCCAUUUGGAUCACACACCUGUUGCGGUAAAGGUUCUACGCCCUGAUGCACAACAAGGAAGAUCACAAUUUCAGCGAGAGUUACCAUACAAGGCAAUUUAUGAUUGGAUGGCAGUGUAA